Elephantulus edwardii (Cape elephant shrew) is the source of this 945-nucleotide messenger RNA. Its product is annotated as olfactory receptor 2B11-like. NCBI's taxonomy places the organism in Eukaryota, Metazoa, Chordata, Mammalia, Macroscelidea, Macroscelididae. The record is from RefSeq and is a predicted model, not a curated record. Gene Ontology annotation, molecular function: G protein-coupled receptor activity; olfactory receptor activity. Gene Ontology annotation, biological process: G protein-coupled receptor signaling pathway. Gene Ontology annotation, cellular component: membrane. The coding region runs from base 1 to 945 and encodes 314 amino acids. The transcript has a single exon.
AUGAAGCACAUAAAUGAAAGUUCUCCAGAGGACUUCAUUCUCCUGGGCUUUACCAAAUACCCAUGGUUGGAUCUCCCUCUUUUCUUUGUCCUAAUGACUUCCUACAUUCUCACAUUGUUGGGAAACAGUGCUAUUAUAUUGGUCUCUCAACUAGACUCCCAACUACAAAGUCCCAUGUAUUUCUUUCUCACCAAUCUCUCCUUUUUGGAUCUUUGUUUCACUACAACAACUGUACCGCAGAUGUUAUUCAACUUAGGGUCUCCUAACAAAAACAUCACUUAUGUAGGCUGCAUGACUCAAGCUUAUAUAUUUCACUGGUUAGGCUGUACUGAAUGUAUCCUGCUUGGCAUCAUGGCCUUAGACCGUUAUGUGGCUGUGUGUCAGCCUCUGAGAUACUCCAUAAUCAUGGAUCAUAAGGUCUGCCUGCACAUGUCCAGCACUGCUUGGCUCUUUGGUCUGGCCAAUUCACUGCUGCAGUCCACACUCACAGUCCAGCUCCCCCUGUGUGGGAAUCAGGUACUGGACCACUUUUUCUGCGAGCUUCCUGGUCUUAUUAAAAUGGCUUGUGUGGACACUACAGUCAAUGAGAUUACUUUAGCAGUAGUGGCCACCCUUCUGCUAAUGGGUCCCCUCUUUAUGAUUCUUAUUUCCUACAGUUACAUUGCCCGAGCUGUAUUUAGAAUUCCUUCUGCUGAUGGGAGACUUAAAGCCUUCAAUACUUGCUCUUCACACUUAUUGGUGGUCUCUUUAUUUUAUGGUCCUGGAAUCUAUAUCUACAUGCAGCCUUCAGGGAAUGGUCCUCAAGAUCUGUCCAAGUUUCUGACCCUGUUUUACUGUGUUAUUACUCCUAUGGCCAAUCCAUUCAUCUACACCCUGAGAAACAAGGAAGUUAAAGGGGCUUUGAGGAGGCUUUUGAGAAGAGUAAUUUCUUCUAAGAGAACAUAA